AUGACUAUUGUAAUGGAUGAGGCCGGCAUGGAGGUCCCCAGUCCUCAGCUGUCUCAGACCUGUGAACUAUCUCUACCCUGCUGUGCAGAUGGGGGAUCACUGUCAAGCACCAAGGUCCCUCAAGUCAGUGGGGUCAGAGUUCAGCUGGAGAUGCAUGCACUUUGGCAGCAGUUUGACCAGCUUGGCACAGAGAUGAUUGUUACCAAAGCUGGAAGAAGGAUGUUUCCAACAUUCCAGGUGCGAAUCUCCGGGAUGGAUCCUGCUGCUGAAUAUGUCUUGCUUAUGGACUUCAUCCCUGUUGACGAUAAAAGAUACAGAUAUGCUUUCCACAGCUCAUCCUGGUUGGUGGCAGGGCGAGCGGAUGUUGCAGCCCCAAGCAGGAUGCAUUUCCACCCAGACUCACCCGCCCGUGGAGCCCAGUGGAUGAAGCAGACUGUGUCCUUUGAUACUCUCAAGCUCACCAACAACUUGCUGGAUGACAAUGGACAUAUGAUAUUAAACUCCAUGCAUCGCUACCAGCCGCGCUUCCAUGUGGUGUAUGUAGAUCCAGCGCCUAACAGCCACUUAAAUGCAUACAGAAACUUCUGCUCUUUCUCCUUCCCAGAGACACGCUUCAUGGCUGUCACCGCCUAUCAGAACCACCGGAUCACUCAGCUAAAAAUUGCUAGCAACCCGUUUGCUAAAGGCUUCAGGACUACAGACCCCCAGGACUGGGUGGGUAAUUCCAGGCCCCUGGCAGUGUGGUGUCCACAAGAGGGCAGAACAGAGCCCCUCACCACCAACCUCGAGGAGCAGAGAAGCUGGGGCUCAAAGACUUCAACCAUACAGGAGGACCCUGCCCUUUUGCUUGUGGAGCAGUGUGGACUGUUCCACCAUUGUAAAGACACUGUGGGACUCACCGUGGAGAAGAGACAUGGGGACAGUUUAUUAGCACCUGCUUCCUUCUUUCCUCCCCCUUCCUACUGGGACUGUGCAGGAUCAUCUCAAGACAGAGACAACCUGCCAUAGGGAAAAAGAAGCAAAGUCACAGACCUAUGUUUGACCUCAUUUAAUAUCAUGUGGCUUUUGCGUUUAUAAUAACUGUACAUAGUUUGUGAUAUUCCUCACGAAAUUAAUUUAUAAGGAUCCUAUACAACUGUUCCAUCAAGACCAUAAUGUCUAUGGCAAUAUUAUAGAUGUACUGCAGUGAACCCUAUAAAUAAUACCGGAGCAUACAAUAAGAGUACUACAGUGACAGUAGUGAAGUACUAUACAUUACAGCAACGAUAAAGUGGUAUAGAAAAAACUCAAACAUAGAGAAAAACAUAAAAUACUAGUAGUCCCUACAAACUGUCAGCUGACUACAAGAAAC
Messenger RNA from Xiphias gladius (swordfish), 1351 nucleotides. Its product is annotated as T-box transcription factor TBX1-A. NCBI's taxonomy places the organism in Eukaryota, Metazoa, Chordata, Actinopteri, Istiophoriformes, Xiphiidae. The transcript is spliced from 8 exons. Gene Ontology annotation, molecular function: RNA polymerase II cis-regulatory region sequence-specific DNA binding; DNA-binding transcription factor activity, RNA polymerase II-specific. The record is from RefSeq and is a predicted model, not a curated record. Gene Ontology annotation, biological process: positive regulation of DNA-templated transcription; cell fate specification; regulation of transcription by RNA polymerase II. Gene Ontology annotation, cellular component: nucleus. The coding region runs from base 1 to 1008 and encodes 335 amino acids.